CUGCUUUUGCAGCCAUGCUUGGACAUCUAGCCCGCCGGCACAUUUACGGCCGAUGCGUGUUCGCCCUCCAUACACGCACCAUCAACGUGGACAGUUCGACCAAGCUCGGGUUUCCUUGCGCGUACACCGACGAGGAAACGAAAAAAAUUCUCAACACACUCAACGAACAGGAGGUGGAGGAGUUGUACAAAUACAACAUCUCCAAGUACCGAUUGAAAAAGAUUGAAGGAUGGCGCAAAAAGUUUGGUUCCUUUCUCUCGCUGGAGCAGGUGCUCGAGCUGGACGGGUUCGGUGUGACGGUACUGCGCAAAUUCUACGACUCCAUCGUACACGGACCAAAGGAAGAUGCGGCACUAGCACCGAAAGCUAUCAAACGGGACGUUAAAUUCACAACCCCGCUGCUUAACGCUCAGCUGAUACCGAAAAUUGCCAGCUGUGUAUCGCUGCACGUUGGGUUGGAUUACGUGACCUGGGCCUACUUCAAGCUAGCGCAAGAUCAACCGACAGCUCUGGCCGGAUGGAACAGUUACAGCAUCAGCGAUCGUAAGCUGCACCUCAACGAGCUGAUCCGGAACGUGUCCCAAAUCAAUCGUCUCAUUCCGGAAGCGGAUGUGUACGUGGUGGAAAACCCACCCGUCGCACAAGCUUCGGCCAUGGGUUCGGCCGUCCAGACCAACAUUAAUGUGCAACGGUCGCAGCUGAUCGGCAUGUUGAUGCUAAUGCUAGCCAACAGACCUUCGCCGCUCACCGAUGGUAGUGCAAAUCAACCGAUGGAUGGUUCAAUCGGAAGUAACGUUUUCUUCCUGAAGCAAUACCUGUCCGCGAGACUGUUUGGUAUCUUUGUCGGCAACGAACGGGUUUCGUCGGAGGAAGUAAUCCGAUCGAUCAUGGAACGACAGCUCGCACCAAACGAAGAAACGCUCGAAUCGAUCCAAUCCCGUCUAAUCAUACCGUCUGGGUUGAAAAUUAUCUACGAAGAAAACGACAGCGCCGAGCGUGAGUUCCUCGGUCAGUCCCUACUACUUGGGCUUACCUUUUUGCGGCUGUGCAUAUUCAAAUGCGAGGACAGUUUGAAAAUAUUUCGAAGAUAAGAUAA
This is a messenger RNA of Anopheles maculipalpis, 1096 nucleotides long. RefSeq lists its product as uncharacterized. Bases 15 to 1091 code for a protein of 358 amino acids. Gene Ontology annotation, biological process: transcription elongation by mitochondrial RNA polymerase; mitochondrial transcription. The transcript has 2 exons. Lineage: Eukaryota; Metazoa; Arthropoda; Insecta; Diptera; Culicidae. The record is from RefSeq and is a predicted model, not a curated record. Gene Ontology annotation, cellular component: mitochondrial nucleoid. Gene Ontology annotation, molecular function: DNA polymerase processivity factor activity.